Molecule: messenger RNA, 1944 nt
Organism: Saccoglossus kowalevskii
Lineage: Eukaryota; Metazoa; Hemichordata; Enteropneusta; Harrimaniidae
Cellular component (GO): Golgi membrane; Golgi apparatus
Source: RefSeq, a predicted model, not a curated record
UAUGACAAAGACCAGUUAAUACAAGAAAAUCGCCAGCUACGUGAUGAAUUGGAAAACCACAAGUUAGAUAAUUUUGGACAUCGAGGAGCUGUCCCACUGAGCAAAGAUGAGCGAGAGUUAGCUGACCGAUAUGACCAGUGGGUGAAAAAAUAUCAGCAAGACCGACAAAACCCAUUUCAUGGUGUAAAGUUUGUAGCAGAUGAACCAGAAAAUGUUAGGGAAAUUCUGAAAGUAGAAGAGAAAAAUGAGAAUGAUGUAGACGAUGAGGAAAUUCUGAAAGUAGAAGAGAAAAAUGAGAAUGAUGUAGAAGAUGAGGAAAUGAGGAAAGUUGGAGACGAGCACAUUGAGAAAGAUGUUGGUGCAUUCGAAGAGAAGGAUGAUGAUGAUGAUGAGGAGGAGGAGGAGGAGGAGGGAGUUAAAGAAAAAGAGCAGAUUAGAGAUGAUGGUGAUGAUGUUGGUGAUGAUGCUCAAGAAGAUGAGAAUGAGGACAAAGCUAUACUUCAUGGUGGUCUGAGUAAUGGUGGAAAAAAUAUGCUGAACCCAGACAUGGAGGUGGAAUUAGCAAAAUACAAUGAAGAGAAGCAGAGAGGAGAUGAACAGCGGGAGAUGCGGGAAGAAAAUGUUGUGAAUCAAAUUGCUGCGAGACAGGACCCAGACGAGAGACAUGACCCGAAUGAUCAGUAUAACGCCAGAGACGAGAGACAUGACCCAAAUGAUCAGUAUAACGCCAGAGACGAGAGACAUGACCCAAAUGAUCAGUAUAACGCCAGAGACGAGAGACAUGACCCGAAUGAUCAGUAUAAUGCCAGAGACGAGAGACAUGACCCGAACGAUCAGUAUAACGCCAGAGACGAGAGAGAGGAUCCAAAUGAUCAGUAUGAUGCCAGACGUGAUGAACUAAUACAGGCAGAAAUUGACAUAGAACAAGAGAAAUAUCAUAAGAAAUUCCAGGCUGAAGCUGAAGAUGGACCAGAUGGCUACGAUAUGAGGAUGGCUCAUUAUGGUGCAUUCUGGGAUAACUACCUUAAAGAACAUAAAAUGGAGAUCGUCAAACGAGUAGACGAUAGACUUCAAAGAGAACGUGAUAUGUAUGAUCAUCACCAACAGGUUGUAGAUCAGGAUUUAGAAAAAAGGCGGGAAUGGGGAGGAGAACAAUACAGGGAACAAAAUCAGUUUGAACAACAGCAACAGGAGGAGCAGCACCAGCAGCAACAUGAGUUUGAUGACAGGGUACCAGAUCAUGAACAACAAGAUAUUUUCAAUCAAGAUGAGAUGGCAAGGCAGCAGAAGUUGAUUCAAGAAGAGGCAGAAAGGAGAGACCAGGAGGCGAGAGAUGACUUGCUGAGACGUCAACAACAACAACAAUUAGAGAUGCAGCAGCGGGAACACAGAGAGCCACAAAUGCAGGCACAAAUUCCAGGUAUACCUGGACAGGGGAGAGAUCAGUAUGAGGAAGGUGAUAAUGCACAUGAAGAAGAAAUUGAAGAUGGAAAUGAGGAUGGCGGCGAUGAUGAUGAUGAUGAAGAUGAUGAUGAUAAUUAUGUUAACAAUGUACACAGAGGGUUUAACCAUGACAACCAACUUCCACUACCUGGAGGCAAUGAAGCUGCACAGCACCAACCACAACCAAUUGAAGACUUCAAUCGUUUACCAGCUUUGCCAGGGAAUGAAGCACAGUUACAGCUACCACAACACCACCAACCAGAAGUUGAUAUGAUGCACCAAGAUAGAGAUAUAAAUGAUGAACAAGUACACCAACCAGAAAUAGAAAUGCACCAAGCUGAUAAUUAUGAUGACCAGGUUGAUGGAAAUAAUGAGGAGGAGGAGGAGGAGGAGGAGGAUGAGGAUAAUUAUGAUGAUGAUGAAGAACAAGCAGAUUUAAACAGACAGAAUUUAGCACAAAAAGCAGCAGAUGAAAUGAGGAGACGAGGACGAGAAAUGUAA